AACAUUAUCAACACUUUGAAAGUCGCUGCCAUUUUUGUCCUUCCUCAAAUAGCAUUAUGGAUAUUGGGUGUGUUUCCUUUGCGAACUUUUAUUGAUGAUUUUGAAAAUAUAGUUAAAAGAGUAAAGAGAAAACGUAGGGGAAAUGUAUUUAAGUGCCAGAAUCCUGAUUGCGCUAAAUCGUCAUUUUGUGAUCACUUUCGACCGAUACCCGGACAAAAAUGUAAGAAAUGCACAAAAUGCGAUUUAUAUAAAACCGAAGAUGAAGAAAAAGUUAUUAAGGAAGCUGCUGCAAAAGCGCGAGCAGAAUUCAUUAAAACUCAUCCAGAGGCAAGAGAAGCCAAUCUUUUGCAAAAUGCUGCUAUCGGACCUGUUGCAGGCAAUG
Molecule: messenger RNA, 382 nt
Organism: Dentiscutata heterogama
Lineage: Eukaryota; Fungi; Glomeromycota; Glomeromycetes; Diversisporales; Gigasporaceae
Source: the annotation of a GenBank genome assembly